UCCAUCACUCCACUAUACUUACUUUAAUUACUCUUCUUUUUGUUGUUAUUUCCUUACCGUUACAUAUUUGCCUCACCAUCUCUUUUUUCACCCUUUCACUUAUUCUCCAACCCAAAAAAAGUAAAUCAGGAUUCAGCAAAAAUGAACUAGCUCAGAAAUAGUAGCUAGCUAAGUACUAUAGUAGGUAUGGCAGGAAAGAAGAAGAAGAGGCAAGAAACUGUGUCGUUGUCGUCAUCGUCAUCGUUGAGGUCAUCUUCCUAUCGCCGAGACUCCGGUUCUCCGGCGACCUCGACUGCCCAUCAAAACAACCAUGUUAAAACAGUCCAUGUUGGGUGUAUGUCCGGGAUUUUCCACCUCAUGUCCAAAUAUCAUACUCGCCGGAAAUUCCUCACUUUUGGUAAAAAACAAGAACGUAAUGCAUCGCCACCACAAGAAAAAAUCCCACCAUCAAAACCACAUGAGCAGGGCUCGUCGGUGGGGAUAUUAUCUAACGAUCAGGCGCCAAGAAGCCCGGCGAUCACGGCGAAAAUCCGGUAUUCAUCCAUGGACGGCAUGACGAACUCUCCGAGAGUGGUGGCGCGUUUGAUGGGGCUCGAUGAUUUUCCGGUGAGUUCCCCGGUGCCGGCGAGGGCGGUGUUGCCGGGGUCAGAGAAGAGGAGGAAGCUGUUGGGGGCGUUGGAGAAAUGUGACGAGGACUUGCAGGCGUUAAAAAAGAUCAUCGAGGCAGUGCGUGCUACCCAAACGCCGCCACGAGUGGUGGAGAUGAGGAGAAGAGAAGAGGUGGGGGAGGUUGAAAGUGAGGUGGGGAGUGAUGAACCGAGUCCCGUAUCCGUGUUAGAUCAUCAUCAUUUGUCCAAUGCUUAUUACCGGAGAACCCCAAAGGAGCAAAUUAUGCAACAACAGAAGCCAAAGCAAAAGUACGUACAACAAAUAACAAGGAAAAAGCCAGGGAAUCAUGAAGACAAAGCCAUGAGCAGUUUCCUAAACAAACCCUCAUUAUCAGUUAUGGUUACUACUACACCAAAACCAUUACAUCUUCCUGAAAGAACUACUCAUCAGCAGCUGCUCAGCGCCGCUGCUACGACAGUAACAACCGCGGCACCAUGGAGUACGGCGAUGAAAGAGAGCGUGAUCGAGGUUUGUAGGGACAUCGAACGAGGACAAAGACAAGAGGUUGGAAGAAUUGCAUUGCUUCUUCAAGAUUUAAUUGUUAGAGAAUUGAUUGAGGAGAUUAUCAAAGAGUUGGGUUCAUCUUGUUUUCAUGUUUAUAGGACUUCAUCUUUUGUCUUCCCUUUCGAAGCAUGCAAGAGACACCUAACUUUCUAGGGGGUUUGUAAUAUUAAUUGGAUUUGUUCGUCCAUUGUAUUAUUAAACAUCUUAGUUUACUCCAAUUUACUUGAUAAUUUUGAUAUAUAUAUACUUCGUAUUUCAUAUAAA
This is a messenger RNA of Spinacia oleracea (spinach), 1437 nucleotides long. RefSeq lists its product as uncharacterized. The record is from RefSeq and is a predicted model, not a curated record. Lineage: Eukaryota; Viridiplantae; Streptophyta; Magnoliopsida; Caryophyllales; Amaranthaceae. The transcript is spliced from 3 exons. Bases 187 to 1326 code for a protein of 379 amino acids.